AUGGAACUGCUUUUGAUGUUGUUUAUGUGUGGCCUAGCCACUUCAGGACGGGUACCGGGGCGGGAGUGUUUUACCAUCGGAGGGAUCCAGCUCUGCACACUUCCAGAUAUUGCAGAAGAUUACCACUACACGUCAGCCGAAAUAGAUGACAAAAAUAAGGUACCGGGGCGGGAGUGUUUUACCAUCGGAGGGAUAAAGCUCUGCACACUUCCAGAUAUUGCAGAAGAUUACCACUACACGUCAGCCGAAAUAGAUGACAAAAAUAAGAUCAGACCCGGCCCAAAAGCUUCUACGAUGAAAGUACCCCGUGUGAAGCCUGGCUCAAAAGCUUCAAAAUCUAAGGCAGCCCGUGUCAAAUCCAGGUCAAGAUCUUCAAAGUCGAAUACAGGCUGUAAGUUCCUCUGUUCCAGGCAAAUUUUAAAA
Molecule: messenger RNA, 423 nt
Organism: Iphiclides podalirius (scarce swallowtail)
Lineage: Eukaryota; Metazoa; Arthropoda; Insecta; Lepidoptera; Papilionidae
Source: the annotation of a GenBank genome assembly